AGCAUCUCCUCUCCCUCCUCUCUCUCACAACUUGAUCUCUGCUUGAGGGCUCGCCAUCUUCUGAGAUCAUCAUGGAUCCCGGCAGCAGAGACAACCUCUUUUCGAGAGGUCCUUCGCCACCUCCUCAACCUCAACUAUACCAGCAGGGUGCUCCUGCUCAAGUCAGCGAUCCCCAUCCUCCCGCACCACCAAGUACCCGCGAAAGCGCACCCACCGCCCACAACACCCUUGACACCCUAUUCCAUGGCCUGACAGCUUCCGCCCCGCAGCAGGCCAGCCAGCAGCCACCUAGCCACGCCUCCAAUGUUUAUGCUGUCCCGCAGGACGUACCGCAUUCGGGACCCGCAACUCCAGCUUCUGUGAACGCUGGAUCUGUUUCUUCUUCUCAUUCCGGUCCUAGUAACACCACCGCGGACAGACAGAACGCCCUUCUAUCUCUGCUCGGUACAGUUACUUCGCCACCUUCCAAUCCCCAAGCAGCCCCCAGUUUCGUUUCGAUGCCCCAGCAAGUGCCCACUCCCCCGGGAUCUGCGCCUAGGGUCGGUCAAACUUCAAAUGAACAGACCAAGUUCCUGUUGGACCAAUUGAUGUCCGGUCCUAAGUACAAUAACGAGCCUCAGCCUAGUACAUAUCCCCCGCUAGCGUCGGGUGGGCCGUCUCCCACAUACUUGCCAUCGAAUGCCGACUCUCAGUCUCACUCGCAGGGUGAAUUUUACUCCGCCGAGUCCUACGGCCCAAGCGAGCAGAUACAACCGUCAGAAUAUCCUGAGGCGCCCCUGAAUAAUCAAACUAAUCAGCGACCCCCUUCUCCUGGUCGCAGGUCGUUGUUCGACUUCGUGUCUCCUUUCGACGCGCUCGCAAGCCCGCCCCAGCAAAGCAAACGCAAACCAGUUCCUCCUCAGCAGCCACCUUCUACCGAUAGCACGGGGGAUUCCUCCUGGACCAAUGUCACCAUGGAUCCCAAGCGCAAGUCCGUCGAAAACCUUAUGGAUCAGAUCACCCGAGGGCAGGGCCCUCUCCAGCCUCCGGCGCAAUCUGUGACCGCCCAGUUCGACCCGUACGCUCCUAGCGAGGAGCUCUCCACUCCGCAAGCGGAGCAAGCACAGACCAGGGCUUCUCGCCCUCUGCCUCCACACCCUACCCAGCAGCAGCAGCAGUCACCUCGCGCUUCUCCGCCAAAGGUUCCUGCUCAAGCGCGGCAGCAGCGACAAUCUGUCGAUUCUCCCAUCGGCCCCCCUGCUCCCCAGGGUAGCUACUAUCAGCAGCCAAGGAAGGAAAAGGAGAGCUCUCCAUUCCGUCCGAUCGAGCCUCAGGCUCGCGGAAAGGGCAAUGGCGGCAAGGGCAAAGCUGUUGCUGCCCCCCAGCAGACCAUUAUCUUCGACGUAGCACAGUCCCUCGAGGAGAUCCGCGCUCCGCCGGAUGCAGUGAAGUCAACUGCGAUCGCGUUAGUGAAAGUAGACUCGACGUUCUUACCCGGCACCACGAUAGGCGCAACGCACUGGGUGGCGUACGCUAUGACGAAGGGUCGCGUGAGGGUUAUCUCGCGUUCUAGUGGGGACCGCACGCUGCUUCAGCUGCCGUCGCUCUUCCCGACGUCUGUUGCCGUGAGCGACAUGUCUGUUCACGGCAACAGGCUUGCAGGAGUGACUUCUGACGGUGGCUUCGUUGUGUGGGAACUGCCCGAACUCAUCAGGGAUGACGUCCCGGGCAAGAUUGUCCUUUGCGUGCUUCCUUCUACGGACAUGGAUCCUCUUCACGCGGAUCAGGAUUCUGAGGAUGCCAUUUCAAUUGAGGAGGGCGGAAAGACUGCGGAGGCGAAGGGCAAGAGUCCCGAAGCACCGUCCGCUGAUGUGACCGCAGCCCUCACGAAAGAGAUCAGAAAGGUAGAAGAGAACCUACAUACUCGCAUAGGUCGCAUGAUCGGGAAAGAGCUGGAUAAGCAACAUCAACGCCUGGAAGAUGCCCGUGCCAACGAGCAGGCCGCAGAUUUCGUCAGGCAGGAGAAGAUCCUGAAGCUCAUCUCCACAGAGCUCACCAAGAAUACCACUCGAGUCGUCGAGAUGGCGGUCAAGGCGGAGGUUCAGAGCUCUGUUCUUCCUGCGCUCGAGAACAUCACAAAGACGGAGGUGAAGGCUGCCCUCAACAACCAGAUCUCCAAGGGUCUCGCGGAGUCCAUGAAGCAGAACCUGCCAAACGAGAUCGAGAGACUGCUCCUCCGUCCAGAUGUCUCCAACCACAUUGCCCGCACGUUCUCCGGCGCUGUCACGCCUAUUGUUGAGAAGCAUGUCAAGGACGCCAUUACCAAGACCCUCAUCCCUACGUACUCGCAACAGUCGUCGCAGAUGCACCAAGAACUUUCACGCGAGAUUCACGGCGAGAUCCUCAACCUAAAGAAGGAGAUUAUCACCUGGCAGAGUGAAGCUCUUCGUGGUCAAGAGGCUGUCAUCCGUGACCUCGAACAAUCUGUUCGUGUCCUCUCGGACCAGAUCAAAUACCUAACGAUGAACGUUGGGUCCUCGGGCCAGCUCAACCUCCCUGCAGUUCAACGAGGCUCACCUGCAUCUCUUCCAAGCGCACAGCACUCGCAAGGCAACCUGUCUCAGCUCCGCCACGCGAAUAUCCCACUCGUAUCCCAGCAGCCGCCUUCGAGCUAUGCUCCUCCUCAACAUGGUCCAUUCCCCCAGCAGCAGCAGCAAGCGCCACAGCAGCCUCUUCCUCCCCCUCAAAGCGCGCCAUGGUUCCCCACCAAUAUCGCGGCGCCCCAAGCGUCUCACCCUGUGGCUCCUCCGCCUGCCCCGCAGGCAGUCAAUCGCACGCCGCCGUUGCCGCAGAACGAAGAAUGGGACGACACCUACCUCGCAGUGCUGGGCUCUCAGGAUUCCAGGCAACUUCGUGAACUGCUGGCUCGCUCGAACCCUGAGAUUGUCAUGCCCACCACUAGCAGCGGACCUCUGUCUCAGGCUGUCGUCCUGACGCUUGUUCAUCGUCUCUCGCAAAUCAUCGGCGAGACGCCGCCUGUAGACGAGUCGUUCAAAUCAUCUCUGUGGUGGCUGCAGCGUGCGGCUUCGACCUUGAACACCAGUGACCCUCUCAUCUCUCCAUACGUCUCUCGGGUGCUUCCCAGCGUCCAGCAGAUGCUCAACACCACCAAGCAACGCCUCGCAAUCCUGCCAGGAGGCCCCCUCAUGCCAGAAACCGCCCGCACGAUUUCUGACGUCCAAGAUAUGCUCGCUCGCAAGCCCAUGUAAACAAUAUGCAUCUCUCGGCUCGAUACGAAUACCGUCGCUCCUUUCAAGGAUCACGCCCCGAGGGCACAGGAGUAUGCCCUUUGACUGUUGCUCAGCCUCACUUUCGAUGGCCGGUCCCUCCCGACCCUCUUUACGCUUACAUUAUAUGUCAUCUUUACGCCUCGCAGGACACGAAGCUCCACGUCUCGUUACGGCCCUUUUAUGACUCCGAUUUGUAGCUCAAAGUAUCUUCGCUCCGACAACCUCCAAUGCUUUCCAAUGCUUACCCUGUUAAUCGUUCGUCCCUGUUGUCGUUUUAUCUGAAAAUCUUGUAGUACAGUAGUAGUUGACUUACAUUCCAAUGGCCAACAUGGCAUCUUUUCC
Phanerochaete carnosa HHB-10118-sp is the source of this 3611-nucleotide messenger RNA. RefSeq lists its product as uncharacterized. Gene Ontology annotation, biological process: deadenylation-independent decapping of nuclear-transcribed mRNA. Lineage: Eukaryota; Fungi; Basidiomycota; Agaricomycetes; Polyporales; Phanerochaetaceae. The record is from RefSeq and is a predicted model, not a curated record. Gene Ontology annotation, cellular component: P-body. Bases 72 to 3248 code for a protein of 1058 amino acids. The transcript is spliced from 10 exons.